CGCUCGACCAUUCCUCUGACGGGUCAGGCGAUGUCAAUCUCCCCUCCCAUUGGUCAGUACGAGGGGCGUGGAUAAUUAGUUUAGUAUAUGUUGCUAUAAUCUUGCAAUAUAAACGCCUUCUGGUAUAUGGGUCCUUCUACUUGGUCUUUAAGACGUUUUAAGCGUCUUGCUAUUCCUGUCGAUAUUUCUUGGUCUUGAGGCAUUUCCAUCCGGCAAGAACUCCAAAAAGACAUCAUGAAGAAUCCACUGCAGUUCAUCACUGUUGAGCCUGUACUGUUGAUGUACAUGACCGCCACCUUGAUGAUGACCCCGGUACUGCAGCAGACCAUCUACUACAAGCUGUGCUACCAGUUUAACAACGCCUCCAUCUGUGACAACCUGGGAGACUACAAGCACGUCGAGUACGAAGUUCAAGAGCAGGCCUCCCGAUGGUACCUGUACAUCACGGUCUGUAUCUCCGCUCCCGCCAUUUUCAUCUCCUUCUUCGUGGGCCCUUGGAGCGACAGGGUCGGGCGGCGGCUCCCGAUGUGCCUGCCGCCCGUGGGAGGCCUGCUCUACGCCCUGUCAUUUCUCGUGCAGUCGCUGGACCAGUUCCUGCUCACCAUCCCGGUGGAGUGGACGCUGGUCGGCGCCUUGGCGCAAGGCUUUCUGGGAGGAUACACCGUCAUCAUCCUCACCACUUACAGUUACCUGGCCGACGUGACAACAGAAGAGAACCGCACCAGACGCAUGAGUAUCCUGACCGCCAUGUUGACCAUCUCCGGCACCAUCGGGCUCGGUGUCGGCGGCGUCCUCGUGGACAACUUCGGCUUCUUCGUCGUGUUCGCCGUCUGCAUGGGCCUGCACGUCAUCAACUUCAUCUACAUCUGGGCCAGGCUGGGGGAGAAGAAAAGAGACGAAAACAGCCAAGUAACACACACUAAGGUGGACUGUUCGUAUGUGAUGAACACCCUGAAGGUCGUCACGAAGGUCCGCCCCAACAAAGGCCGUCUCCACCUCAUCCUGCUCUUCCUCUGCCUCUUCAUCUAUGCUCUCUGCAACACAGGUGUGAACGAGAUCGCCAUCUUGUUUACGAAGCGUACCGAGAUCGACAUGAGUAACUCUAACUACGGGUACUGGCAGGCCGCUCGUAACCUGGUCCCUGCGCUGUUCCUUAUGCUGCUGCUACCCAUUCUGUCAAGGUGGUUUUCUGACACCACCCUGGCUGCCAUCGGCGCAGUGUCUAGUGUGGGCAUGUUUGAGCUGAUGGCCUUUUCUGUCAAUGAAGCUAUGCUGUGGGCAACUGUAGCAGUGGGUGCGUUCAAUGGCUUCCUGAAUGGUGUGCUGCAUGGCACUAUGUCCAAGAUUGUGUCAGACGACGAACAAGGCUCGAUGUUCUCGAUCCUGUCUAUGCUGGAGACGGUAACGGUGGUGGUGUCAGCCUUCAUCUUCAACAACAUCUACCCGGUCACCCUCCCCACCUUCGCCGGCUUCCCAUUCAUGCUCAUGGCCAUCAUGUUCAUGGUGUCUCUCAUUUUUGUCGUCUGGAUCGAGUUGUCUUCUCCCUAUGCUCCAAAGAAGGUUGAAACUACAGCCGCAGCACCGGAAAUUCAGCUUCGCGAAAGGACAGCGUCCAUGCGGUCAGUGGCCAGUGGCUGAUUACUACUCAUCAUGUGUUCUCAUGGACUGAUACUUGAACGAAUUCGGAUUCUUAGGGAAUCCAUAAAGAUGGGCAUUGUCAUUUUAGUUCAGUUCAUCCUCUAUGAGGUAGCACUACUGUUUCCACCAAGUCCCUAUCGCCUAAAAUGGAGUAUAGUUUAUCAUAUUCGAAGUCCUGCAUCCUUCUCAAUUACCUUCUUGAGUGCCGAUCGCGUCUACGUCCCCAUCUAAAUAACAUAUACGGGAACCUCAAAGAGAAGUGACAUGUGUUGGAGCAUUCAUGUUAUACUGUAGAGAGACAUAUUGUAUGAAAUUUCUUGUAAAUGGUCUAAAUUUCUAUUCUUAUCAAUUGAUUGAUUGAUUUCAAUGCCAAAUGUACCUUGGGCUGGAUUAAAGAAGGCACAGAAGUCCGUAUAUAUACUUCACACGCUGUAUUAUAUGUUGUAAAAUAUAUGCCACUGUUUUUAUAGAAACAAAAUAGCACUCAAAUGAUAGAUAUCUAUAUGGUAUGCUGAAAAUACUCACAUUGUUUGUUGUAUACAUCGUUUUCUCACUUUUAUAUUUACGACUACAUAAUUAUUCAUUCUACCUAUUAUUCAAAAAUACCUCGAGUAAAGUCUUUCCCUACAGAGUUACACUAACACAAUGUAAAUAGCUUUAGUUCUACUUUAGGUUUCCAGGCCAAGCACAAGUGUGGGGGUAGGACAUACGUUACCAGUUAGUCCUGAUAGUAUUGUGUAAUGAUAAAGACAUCUGUGAGUUAAGACCCAAGAAAAGGACCCACAUGUCCCCAAGCCUGUCUUACUCAAAACACGACAUGACAUCCAUAUAUACAAAGCUAACACAGGUAAUCACAAAGCGUUAAGAUACAAUAUAGAGUCACGUUUUGUUAAUAUAUACCUCGGGUCUGUAAUCAAUGACAUUUUAUAAUCAUUUAACAGGGCUCAAUUGUAAAAAAAAAAAACUAAAACAGUACUCUCUAAGAAAUCUUUGUUAUACUCAUCAUGCAGUAACUGCUGUUAUAUGAGAUAUCAUUUAGCCUUACGUAUGACUUUGCAAUAGAUUUUUUAUGUCAUUAUCAUAGUUCUACUGCACUUAUAACAACUUGUAAAUGCAUCAUAGUCCUAUUACUUUCAACUUGAACAAAUUAAUGUGCCGUUAGCUAUUUAAAGACACAAGUAUAUAUAUUAUAUGCAUGUAUAGUUUACUGAGUUUGUUUGUCAAUAUAUUUUACACCUUGAUUCAAAGUAUGAAUUUGCGAUAUCUUUGUUAUGUUAUAAUUUAUCAUUUAAUUAGACCAAUAAACUUUUGAAAAUGCA
Messenger RNA from Branchiostoma floridae (Florida lancelet), 2957 nucleotides. RefSeq names its product proton-coupled folate transporter-like. Gene Ontology annotation, molecular function: transmembrane transporter activity. The record is from RefSeq and is a predicted model, not a curated record. Gene Ontology annotation, biological process: transmembrane transport. Bases 235 to 1638 code for a protein of 467 amino acids. Gene Ontology annotation, cellular component: membrane. The transcript is spliced from 9 exons. NCBI's taxonomy places the organism in Eukaryota, Metazoa, Chordata, Leptocardii, Amphioxiformes, Branchiostomatidae.